UUUCUGAGGUUUCAGAGCACUGGUCUUGCACUGGAGCUGGGAGAAGCGAAGGUAGACCCGGGCUGACCUGGAGGGCCAAGGCAGAAGUGUGGGGAGAACAAAAAGGGCAGAGGGCGACUAGGGCGCGGCUCCGACAGAGGUGGGGAGCGGCUGGAGGGGUUCGUGGAUAGUGAGGCAGGGAAACGGAGGCAGUAGCAGGGGUCUGGGCAGAAAAGUGCAGAGCUACAAGGUAGAAGAUUCUGGGACUGAGAGCCGGGCGGGCGCGGGCUGGAGCUGAGUGAGGAGGCGACGGUGCUGGCUGGCGUGGGGCCGGUGCUCCGAGGAGGGUCGAAAGGCCCCGGGGCGGAGGUCUGCGGGGACAGGGAGCCCUGAGAUCGCCCGCCCGAGCCGGAGCACGUGAGAGUGGGAUCGCUCAGGUGAGGGUGGUGGAGCCAGAGUUUGAGCCGGGCUCCAGAUCCACGCUGGAGAAUCUGGGGGGCAGCGAACCGACGGGGAGCGUGGGCAGGAGCCGGCGCCUCGGGGCCCUGCGCUGGGAGAUGCGGGUGCGUCUGGGCGCUCUGGCGGGCGCGGCGGCACUGAGCGGGGCGCUCAGCUUCGUGCUGCUGGCGGCGGCCAUCGGCACGGACUUCUGGUACAUCAUCGACACCGAGAGGCUGGAGAGGAGCGGCCCUGGGGCGCAGGAUCGGGGGCCCGCCAACCGCAGCCAGCCAGAGUCUCUGAGCUCCCACUCGGGACUGUGGCGGACUUGCCGGGUCCAGAGCUCCUGCACGCCGCUGAUGAACCCCUUCUGGCAGGGGAAUGUGACGGUCAGCGACUCCAGCCGACAGCUUCUCACUAUGCACGGGACAUUUGUGAUCUUGUUGCCAUUCAGUCUGAUCGUGAUGGUGUUUGGGGGGAUGACUGGGUUCCUGAGCUUCCUUCUCCGAGCCCACCUCCUUCUGCUGCUCACUGGGACCCUCUUUCUCUUUGGAGCCAUGGUGACCCUCAUUGGAAUCAGCAUCUACAUUGCAUACUCAGCGGCCGCCUUCCGAGAGGCAGUAUGUCUCCUGGAGGAGAGAGCCCUGCUGGAUCAGGUGGACAUACGCUUUGGCUGGUCCCUGGCCCUGGGCUGGAUUAGCUUUGUAGCUGAGCUGCUUACUGGGGUGGCCUUUCUGACAGCUGCACGUGUGCUCAGCCUGCGACAGAAGCAGAACCAAGCCAUCUGAGUUUCAUCAGCCCAGGAGACACAGAGCCUUUUGGACCUAUCUCAGUGGAUAGCAACCUUUUCUUGCACUGACUUUAAGGCCAGUGGUGGCCUGUAGUGGUUGAGCUCUCUCUCGAUGCUGUCUUUGUGCUAUCUGGGCUGUCUACUCUGUGGUGAUGUGUGCAUGUGUGUAUGUCUGGUGGACUGGAAGAGGAGAGGGAGUGUGGAACCCAUAUCACCUGAAAUAAAUGCCAAACCUAACCACCUUGGAGCUUUGCAACU
This is a messenger RNA of Psammomys obesus (fat sand rat), 1465 nucleotides long. It is a transcript of the gene Tmem114, whose product is annotated as transmembrane protein 114. The record is from RefSeq and is a predicted model, not a curated record. The coding region runs from base 537 to 1205 and encodes 222 amino acids. Gene Ontology annotation, cellular component: apical plasma membrane. Lineage: Eukaryota; Metazoa; Chordata; Mammalia; Rodentia; Muridae. The transcript is spliced from 4 exons.